Scheffersomyces coipomensis is the source of this 859-nucleotide messenger RNA. RefSeq names its product endonuclease/exonuclease/phosphatase family protein. NCBI's taxonomy places the organism in Eukaryota, Fungi, Ascomycota, Pichiomycetes, Serinales, Debaryomycetaceae. The coding region runs from base 1 to 840 and encodes 279 amino acids. Gene Ontology annotation, molecular function: 3'-5'-RNA exonuclease activity. The record is from RefSeq and is a predicted model, not a curated record. The transcript has 2 exons.
AUGGGUAUUGUAAUUGGUAGAUUGAUCGUUGUAGGGAUCAGAGAGCAUAAAGCAAAGAAAGAAUUAGAGAAGCAAUUGGCUGAAGAUGAAGCUCAACUUCAAGCAGGUAUCAAAGAAGGUAAAUUCAAAGUGUAUACUCAUAAUGUUAGAUUAGACGCUGUUGAUAAACAACCAGGUGAACAGCCUUGGCCGUUUAGAAAGAAUGGAGUCAUUGAUAGUAUUCUUGCUCACGAUACUAUUCCAACUUUAGUUGGACUUCAAGAAGUCUUACUUAGACAAUUACUUGAUAUUGAUUCUGGUCUUGGAUCAGAAUGGACUUACAUUGGUGUGGGUAGAGAUGAUGGAAAGAGAGAAGGUGAAUUUGCUCCAAUUUUCUAUAAACCUGCAGAAUGGGACAAAGGCUGGGAUGCUGAUCAUAAUCGUAUUGUUACUGUUGGUGAAUUCAAACAUAAGGCUCUGGGUAAAACUGUUGUUUAUUAUAAUACUCAUUUCGAUCAUUUAGGACAAUUGGCCAGAGUCAAUUCAGCCAAGCAAAUUAUCGAAUUAGUUAACAAAAAUAAUGCUACUGCUGUUAUUGGUGGAGAUUUCAAUAGUGAACCUAAGAGUGAAACAUAUGAAACAUUAUCACAAUCAUUUGCUGAUACUGCUUUAGCUUCAGCUUUGAAAAAGGGUCCAAAAUUCACUAGUACAACCUUUGAUAAAACUACAACUGAAACUCGUAUCGAUUACAUUUGGGUUACUCACGACAUUCAAGUAUUAGAGAGUGAAGUAUUAUCCAGCCAAACGAAAGGUUUCCUCUUCAGUGAUCACAGACCAGUGCAAGCUGUCUUACAAUUAUAGAAUAGUUUUAUUUUUUUAC